Musa acuminata AAA Group (dessert banana) is the source of this 1753-nucleotide messenger RNA. RefSeq names its product LEAF RUST 10 DISEASE-RESISTANCE LOCUS RECEPTOR-LIKE PROTEIN KINASE-like 2.1. The coding region runs from base 54 to 1643 and encodes 529 amino acids. The record is from RefSeq and is a predicted model, not a curated record. Gene Ontology annotation, biological process: protein phosphorylation. NCBI's taxonomy places the organism in Eukaryota, Viridiplantae, Streptophyta, Magnoliopsida, Zingiberales, Musaceae. Gene Ontology annotation, molecular function: ATP binding; polysaccharide binding; protein kinase activity. The transcript is spliced from 3 exons.
UCCCCUUGCUUCGCAAUCCCUUUCGUCCGUCUCUACUGCUUCAUCACAUCAUCAUGCAUCCCAAAUCAAUGCCAAGCUUCGCUCCUCUCCUCUUCCCCAUCCUUCUGUUCUUCGUUACCAUCUCGGGCGAAAAAGAGUGUAGCGAGUGUAAGACCAGGAGCUGCGGAGAAGUCAAGAACAUCACACAUCCCUUCUGGUUCUCUGGGGACCAACCGCCCGGUCCUCCUGGUUUUGAAGUGGAAUGCGAAAACAAUAGUCUCCCCGUUCUCGUGAAUUCCUUCGGCAUGUCAUACUCUAUCCACCAAAUCUUCUACGAUAACAGAUCCCUUUGGCUCAACAACACCAAACUCGCCGCCGACUGCUGCCCAGUUCCCAGUGACAACGUCCAGUUUGGUCCCGAUGAUUGCUUCUCCAUUAGCACGGCGAACAGAGAGCUCUUCCUGUUCCAUCAUUGCUCAGGAACCAGACCCGAGAAUUCCACGCCAACAAAGUGUGCUCAUGAUGACGUUUAUGCUAAACUUGGUGGAAAUUUCGGCGACGUCCCUCCGCCUGACCUAUCGUGCGCGUGUGAGGUGAUGGCUGCACCGGUUUUGACGCUCGGCGGAGAGAAAGAGAGUCCAGACUGGUACGAGGAUCUCCUGAAGAAUGGAUUUCUGGUGGAGUGGUGGGACGAUGAAAGAAUAUGCGGGGAUUGCAGAGGCAGCGGUGGGAAGUGCGGGUCUGAUCAUGAAACUGGGGAUUUCGUCUGUCGCCGCCCACAAGGACCGGAUUAUCCCAGCAGCUGCAGAAAUUGCGACGAUCCUUGUGCAGAACAUAAACACACGAAGCGGAUUGUAAUAGUUUCGCUGGUGGGAUCGGUGGGCUUGCUGUUGCUCUGUGCUGUGUUAUCACUCCUCCAUGCAUCAAAAUGGUUCAAGAACUCUGUCUUCUUCAGCUCCAAAUCAGAAUGCACACACAACAUCGAAGCCUUUCUGGGUAAUUGUGGAUCCCUGGCCCCCAAAAGAUUCAAGUACUCUGACCUGAGAAAGAUCACCAAAUCCUUCCGAGAGAAACUGGGCGAAGGUGGAUAUGGAAGCGUGUUCAAAGGCACGCUCCCGGACGGCCGCUUGGUGGCCGUCAAGAUCUUGAGCAAGUCCAAGGAGGACGGCGAGGAAUUCUUCAACGAAGUCGUCAGCAUCGGUCGCACCUCGCACGUCAACGUCGUCACUCUCCUCGGCUUCUGCCAAGAGGGCCGCCGAAGAGCUCUGGUUUACGAGUUCAUGCCCAAUGGUUCCCUGGAGAAGCACAUCAACCGAGCAGCUCUUCCUUGGGACAGACUCCACCAGAUAGCCAUCGGCAUCGCCCGAGGGCUGGAGUAUCUGCAUCGCGGCUGCAACGCUCGCAUGGUCCACUUCGACAUCAAGCCUCACAACAUCCUCCUCGACGAGGAUUUCCGCCCCAAGAUAUCAGACUUUGGAUUGGCGAAGCUGUGCCCGCAGAGAGGGAGCGUGCUGUCCAUGGCGGACGCGAGAGGGACGAUAGGGUACAUCGCACCGGAAGUGUUCUGCAGGAACAUUGGAGCGGUCUCCACCAAAUCAGACGUCUACAGUUAUGGAAUGAUGCUCUUGGAAAUGGUUGGAGGGAGGAGGAACGUACGCUUUUGAUGCCAUCCGUUCAGAGAUCUUGUUUGAUCUGCUUAGCACACCGUGAUCCAAGAUUGCUGCAGGCUCCGUCUUCCGUCUUUAAUCCGAUCGCGCUGCGGAAUCUACAGGGA